Molecule: messenger RNA, 1320 nt
Organism: Phragmites australis (common reed)
Lineage: Eukaryota; Viridiplantae; Streptophyta; Magnoliopsida; Poales; Poaceae
Product: transcription factor JUNGBRUNNEN 1-like
Exons: 3
Coding region: 141-1064 (307 amino acids)
Biological process (GO): regulation of DNA-templated transcription
Molecular function (GO): DNA binding
Source: RefSeq, a predicted model, not a curated record
AAAGGGCCAAUUAAGCAGAGGCCAUCCAAACUUACCAAUACAGCAACCACAGCCAGAAUCCAUCACCAUGUAAGAAAGCUAUCUAGCCCUAGAAACCUCUCACACACUUAGCUAUCAAGAAACAAGACUAUCCUACAGCCAUGGAGGAGAAGAAACUGUCGGAAAGGACCAAGGAGAGCGGCGGCGUAGCAGAAGAUGGAACCGAAGAGGAUGAUUUGGUGUUCCCGGGGUUCCGGUUCCAUCCGACGGACCAGGAGCUCUUGGGAUUCUAUCUGAAGAGGAAGGUGGAGAAAAAGGGUUUCAGUAUUGAGAUCAUCAAGGAGAUCGAUAUCUACAAGCAUGACCCCUGGGAUCUUCCAAAUGAAGCUUGGCAUGUGCUGCAGGGAGCAGCAGAGAAAGACUGGUACUUCUUCUGCCUGCGUGGUCGCAAGUACAGGAACAGCAUCCGGCCCAACCGCGUCACCGGUUCCGGCUUCUGGAAGGCCACCGGCAUCGACAAGCACAUACACGAUGGCGCCGGCGGUGAGUGCAUCGGGCUCAAGAAGUCCCUCGUCUACUACCGCGGCAGCGCCGGCAGGGGCACCAAGACUGAUUGGAUGAUGCACGAGUUCCGUCUCCCCUCGACGUCGUCGUCGGCCGACCUCCAAGAUGCAGAAAUAUGGACGAUCUGCCGGAUCUUCAAGAGGAACAUGUCCUACAACCGGAGGUGCCAGCAGCAAGAACACGGCAACAAACAGAACCAUCAGCAGCAGCAGUUGGAUUACUACGCAUACCGCCAUCACCAGCACCACUACACAAGCGGCGCUUCCAUGGAGAGCAGCUUCGAGUCGUCUGAGGCGAGAGAAGCUCAAGCCACUGAACAACACCGCCAGCCGUUCUUGCUGCACGGUUUCCAUGGCGCGUCGUCGGCCGCCGUGACGACGAUGACGUCUAGAAUGAUGGGAGCUCCGCCGCCACCGGCGGCGUCGGGCUGGAGCGAGCUGACGAGGUUCCGGGAUGGCGGCAGCAGCUGGGACGAGCUCGGGAGGAUCGUGGAGAUCGCAACAGAUGCUACCUACGUGUAAAUACCGAUCGUAGCCUUCAUGGUUGUGACAGUAUACCUGACUUUACUUGUGGAUAAAUACACUACCGACGGUCAAGUGAAUUUACAUCGCUCGCAUGUACAUGAGUGUGGAGCAGCUAGGUAGCUAUAGCUGCAUAUGCAUGCUUGCGUGCAUCUUACUUGCAGUACUCACUGAAUGUGAUAUGUAUCGUAGUUUGCUGCGGAGAAGCUCCCAUGAGCUCCUUGUUUUUAUAAAAGAUGUGUGCAGUUCUCUCUGG